Molecule: messenger RNA, 7780 nt
Organism: Cuscuta epithymum
Lineage: Eukaryota; Viridiplantae; Streptophyta; Magnoliopsida; Solanales; Convolvulaceae
Source: the annotation of a GenBank genome assembly
UAUCAGUCCUAAAACUAGACGGUUUCUCCCUCUCUCUCUCGCAGCUGCGUUUUGUUUUUUUAAUAAAAGGGCCGUCUGACCAGUAAAGUAGGGCUUCUUCUCCGACGCCAGUCCUGUACUUUUCCUUCUGUUCACGGUGCACUGCUGUGAUCUAUCUUACGCCGCCGUCAGAGGUAAGCUCCUUAUCAUACGCCGUAUCUCCAAUAUUCUUUGAUAUUUCUCCCCCGGAAACGUACCUGACCCCAAAUCAAGGCACAAGUUUGGGAAUUUAUGUCUCUCACUUUCCGAUUUGUUGAUCGUUAUAGACGCAUUCUGUUUGAUUGUUGAUUAAGCCGGGGCAGUGUUUUGCUAGGUUUUUGCUGCUUGCUGUACGAUCUAUCGGCGAGUGAAUUCGUUAAAGAUUUGUUCUUGGGACGCACGGGGGAAUCUCGAGUUAACUGCUAUUUGAUGCGCUGCCGUCGCUUCGGAUCAGUUAGGCCAAUUAGAAAUUCGUGUCUGGCUCUGAGAUGGCCAAUUCUGGCGGUGCCGGGACCAAGUUUGUAUCUGUGAAUCUGAAUAAAUCUUAUGGACAGCCUUAUCAGCGUGCUAAUCAAUCUUAUAGUGGGUCUUAUGGUCAGGCUGCAAGCAGUCGAGGUGGUCGGCCAGGUAGUGGCGGAGGAGGAGGGGGAGGAAUGGUUGUUUUGUCACGGCCCAAGAGUUCACAGAAGGUUGGACCUAAAUUAUCUGUUCCACCCCCCCUGAAUUUGCCGUCAUUGAGGAAAGAACACCAGAAAUUUGAUGUAUCUGGACCAGGUAGUGGGGCAACCAGUGUUGGUGGAUCUGGCGGUGGGACAAAAACUUCUUCUGGCGUGGGCUGGACAAAACCCGCUCCUGCUAUUGGGUUACAGGGGAAGGAUGGUGAUACUCAAGUAGUUGAAGGCACGAAUUAUCAUGAAAGUGGUGCUUAUAUGCCACCUUCAGCUCGUUCUGGUGGAAUUGGAUCUUCACUUGCUGUUUCUACCAAACAUUUACCCCUGGCAGCAGAGAAAGCCAGCGUUUUGUGGGGUGAGGAUUUCCCUUCUCUGAAGGCUGCUUUGCCUGUCCCUUCGGUCCCUUCUCACAAACAGAAAGACAGUUCCAAUCAAAAGCAAAAAGUAGACGAGGAAUACUCCAAUCAGGCAAAUCACAGUUCUGGUUCACUUGAUAUGCGCCCUCAUGGUCUUGCUGCCCGCCAAUCAAUUGAGAAUAGACCGGUGGAGAAUGGUGUUGGUGGCCAUGAUCUGGACUGUCCAAGCCGAUCUGACCAUUCAUGGAAACAAGAAGAGUACUUCACAGGUCCACUGCCGUUAGUUCGACUGAAUCCGAGGUCUGAUUGGGCUGAUGAUGAGCGUGACACUGGCCAUGGUUUUGUCGACAGGAGCAGUAGAGAAUCAAGAAUGGUGAAAAGUGAAAAUUACUGGAGCAGUGAUUUUGACAUGCCCAGAACUAGCGUUUUACCACAUAAACUACCUAAUGUUAAUCAGUAUGAAAGGUGGGGUGGUCAAAGAGACAAUGAAACUGGAAUUGUUGUUUCCAGUGAAGUCAUUAGAGGAGGGGAUACUUAUCAUAGGGACUCGAGAACAGAAAGCAGGGACGGAAACAUGUGGAAAUCCUCACCUCUCCCGAGAGUUGGGAAUGUUUCGGAAGCUGUAAACAUCAGAAAUGCGGUUAGCUCGAGAGUAUUUGCACUUAACAAGGAUACGGGGAAAGAGGGUAAGUAUUUUCCACCACAGUUAGGAGAAACAGCAAACCGUGACUCCACAUUUGGAACCAAGGAAGCAAUUCAUUCAUCAGAUGUGCAUAAGCAUUGGAGCAAUGAUAGAGUCUCAUAUAACAGUCGAGGCAUUGACCGAUCUAACAGAUUUGGCUACCAAAACAGUAAUGGACACACGCCUUCAUUUACUUCACCUGGUAAAUCUGUUGCUGUAUCUGUCCCUGUACCCAAUCAUGGGCGUGAUAAGUCUGCAUUUUCAAGACAUGAAAAACCAUAUAUUGAGGACUUCGGGUCUGCAGGAUUUGAUGAAAGGGACAUCCUGUCAGGGGGUCUUGUCGGGGUCAUCAAAAGGAAAAAGGAUGUAGUUAAGCAGACUGAUUUCCACGACCCUGUCAGGGAGUCAUUUGAGGCCGAACUUGAAAGAGUUCAGAAGAUGCAAGAGCUUGAACGGCAGCGAAUCAUAGAAGAACAAGAAAGAGCCUUGGAACAAGCUCAGAAGGAGGAAGAAGAAAGACAACGGCUAGUUAGGGAGGAAGAAGAACGGCAUAGAAGGUUGGAAGAAGAAGCCCGAGAAGCUGCCUGGAGGGCAGAGCAAGAGCAACUGGAGGCUAUUAGAAGAGCCGAUGAGCAGAAGGCUGCUAGAGAAGAGGAGAGGAGGAGGCUUUUCCUAGAGGAAGAGAGGAGAAAACAGGCUGCUAAACAGAAGCUUCUAGAGUUGGAGGCUAGGAUUGCAAAAAGAGAGGCCGAUAGAGGAAAAUGUGACCCUUCAAUUCCGACCACCAUUCCAGACGAAAAACCAUCUGUUGCUGUGAAGGAAAAUGAGGCUUCAGAUCCAGAUAACUGGGAUGAGAGUGAAAGGAUGGUGGAACGGCUAACAACUUCUAUAUAUCCUGAGGCACCUGUUCUGAGCGGAUCUGCUGAGAUGGGUUUGAGGCCUUAUAAUUCAAGAGACAGUUUUUCCGAUUUCGCUGAUGCUGGAAAACCUAUUAAUUCAUGGAGAAGGGAUGUGUUUGGGACUGGUAGUGGCUCACGUUUUGAACAUGAUUCUGGUCACCUCAGUCCACGAAGAGAUGCAUCUGGUAGGGGGGUCAGAUUAGCUCCUCAGAAGGAGUUUUAUGGAGGGAGUAGUUACAUGUCUUCUAGGACUCUCAUUAUGAAAGAUGCGAUGCAAGAAGCUUUUGUGGAUGAAUUUGGAGAGCCAAAAGAAGAAGAUAGGUGGAACUUUUCAGAAUUUCAUGAUAAUUUAGAGGAAAAGUAUAAUGAUAUUGGAUGGAGGCAGGGCAGUUCUCGUGGUGGCAAUUCUCGUUUCCCUUUUCCAGGCCAAUCAUCAUACCAUAAUUCUGAAACCGAUGAUCAUUUCUCUUAUGGUAAGUCAAGAUAUUCGAUGAGGCAGCCACGUGUGCUCCCCCCUCCCACCGUUUCAACUUUUCAGAGGCAUUCAUUCAGGGGUGAAAAUGAAAUUGCUGUGGCUUCAGAAUUUGCAGGCAGUAAUAAAAACGUGGAACCUACUGAAAGUGAUGGCAACCAUCUUGAAAGAAGUGGCACGUCACUAGCUGUUGAUCUGCAGCAAAACAGCUCUUCCAGAGAAGAGAAGUUGGUAAAAGAUAUGGGCUCGAGAUGCGAUUCACAAUCCUCACUAUCAGUUACAAGUCCUCCAAAUUCUCCACCUCAUCUCUCUAAUGAUGAGCUGGAUGAAUCUGGUGAUUCUCCUGUUGUAUCUGCUGCAGCAGGGGGGCAAAACGUCACAUUCUCUGGAACUAAGCCCUUCAUGAAAGAUGUUUCCAGAAAAGAUGUGAUGAGAACAGCUUCAAGCUCUAUUUCCAUUGCCGAGGAUGAAGAAUGGACUGUUGAAAACAAUGAUGAUUUGCCACGGCAAGAGGAGUAUGACGAUGAGGAAGACGGUUACAGGGAAGGAGAUGAUGAACUUCUCAAUGAAGAUGACUAUAACGUUGACCUAAACCAAGAUUUGGAAGGCAUGCACCUGGGAGACAGGGUUUCAUCACCUAAUUCACACAAUUUGGUUUUAGGCUUCAAUGAGGGAGUUGAAGUGGCCAUACCUAGUGAUGAUUUCGAGAGGAAUUUAAGAAAUGAUGAGAGUAUAUUUGACAGAGAUGACACUUAUGUUCAUAAUAGUAUCCCUGAAGAACAGGGAGCUAUAAAUUGUGUCCAAGUUGAUGAUAAGUGUUAUCAACCUGCUGCAGAAGGUUCGUCGCAGUCAAGUUCUGGUUGUGAAAAUGAAAGGGCAGUGCAGGAAGCUGUAAAGGGGCCUGCUAUUGUUCCACACACUUCAAACACAUCUAAUAUUUUAGAUGGUGUUGAUGCUCCUAGUGGUGCACUUUCUUCUGCCGCAAGUCAAGCAGAUUUAUCCACUAAACUUCAGUUUGGACUAUUUUCUGGGCCAACAUUGAUACCAUCUCCUGUGCCUGCAAUUCAGAUUGGUUCUAUACAGAUGCCUCUUCACUUGCAUCCACCGGUUGGCACAUCCCUUGCGCAUAUGCAUCCAUCACAACCUUCUUUUUUCCAGUUUGGCCAGUUCAGGUAUUCACCUCCUAUCUCCCAAGGAAUGUUGCCAGGGACAGCUCUACCAGUGUCUUUCAUUCAGCCAAAGCUACAAAGCAAUAAAUAUAAUGUGAAUCAAUGUAAUGGAGGUUACCGUGGGCAGUCUCACAGAGAUGAUUCAGAACUAGAUUCAUCAUCGGUAAGAGCUGCAGGGAACAAUGCUCAGACACUUGUGAUCAACUCCGAGGUUUCUGGUCAUACUGAGACCAAGGAACAGGAUAGUGUAGAUAUUCAGAGUAAUCUGGAAUCAUCCAAGCGGCAGAAUGUAUCGACUGUAAGUCGGGUGAUUUCUGGUGGAUUUAAGUCUCAAGGUUCAUUCUCUGGCACAAAGGGUAAGAGGUUCACUUAUGCUGUUAAAAAUAACAGUGCUAGGUCAACUUCUAAUGCUUUUGAGACUUUUUUCUCAGAUUUUAAUGGGUUUCAAAGGAGACCACGGCGGACAGUCCAACGGACAGAAUUUCGAGUUCGGGAGAAUGCUGAUAAGAGACAGUUUUCUGGUGCUCUCCCAGUUAAUGAUACUAGUUUUGAUGAUAAGGCAGCAUACGGUGGAAAGUAUGGAGGGUUUUUUACAAGAAGUGGAUCUAAGAGAGGUUCGAUGCCUAAUAAAUCCAUGAAACACACUGUAGAAGCUGAAAAGUCUAGUCAGGGAAGCAAUGGUUCUCAAAAUAUUGCUACUAUGAAGGAUCAUGUUAUUAAGAGGCAGAGUGGUCUUUCUAAUAUUCGGGAGGGAAAUUUGAAGAGGAAUAACAUAUAUGAGGAAGAUGUUGAUGCUCCAUUGCAGAGUGGAGUUGUACGAGUUUUUAAACAACCUGGUAUUGAAGCCCCUAGUGAUGAAGAUGACUUUAUUCAAGUGAGGUCUAAAAGGCAAAUGCUGAAUGACCGCCGGGAACAGAGAGAGAGAGAAAUAAAAGCAAAAUCUCGGGCCUUAAAGCAACCGCGUAAACCUCACAUUGCCAGACAAAACAAUGCAGCUUCAACCAGCUUAAAUAAGUCAUCCGUACAUAUUUCCUUGAAAACACACUCUGCCUUUGCUACGACUGAGGGCCAAGGUUCAACCAACAAGCCUGAAGCCAUAAGUUGUUCUGCCAAUCUCGUGCCGCCAAUCGCUCAAAUUUGUACUCCUGCCAUAGAUGCUGGAACUGAAUCAGAUAUCAGAUCAAACAAAUCUCUUAAAGCCCCCCCUGCUACUGUCGUAUCUGGUAGUGGAAGCGAUGGAAUGAGCUUGAUGUUUGAGGGAAACAAAUGUGAAGGUGCUGUUAUGUCAAUGUCUUCGAAGUCCUGGUGCACUCCAUGUGUGAACCAACAAAGCCAGCUUGAGGAGGCUAUGAAGCCAGUGAAAUUUGAGACGCAAGAUUCUUGUUCUACUUCGGGGAGUCAUAUUAGUAGUUCAGUUAGCGAGCCUGCCUUACCAUCAUCAUCAUCAAUUAUGAUGGCCAAUGACAAGUCUUCCUUUUUGCUGACAACAAGUCCAAUUAACUCUCUGCUUGCUGGAGAGAAAAUCCAAUUUGGUGCUGUUACAUCCCCAACAAUUCUCCCUGUUAGUACCCGUGUUGUUUCACAUGGGAUCGGAGCUCCAGGUUCCAAGCGGCCUUCUGAUGUACAAAUCUCCCACAAUCUUUCUGCAACUAAGAAUGAUUGUUCUCUCUUUGACAAACUCCCAAAUGACUGCUCUGUGAGCUUACAAGAUUCUGAGGCAGAAGCUGAGGCAGCCGCAUCUGCCGUUGCUGUUGCAGCCAUCACUAAUGAUGAAGGUGGGGAGAAUGGACUUGGUUCUGUAACAGCUUCAGAAGCUAAAAAAAUCUUUGAAGGAGGUCGGCAAUUGGGAAGUCAAUCAAGGGUUGAAGAACCACUAUCAGUAUCUCUUCCUGCAGAUCUUUCUGUUGAAAACCAUCCAAUAUCUUUAUGGCCACGUGUAUCCGACCCUCAGAAUCCUUCAGGCCAGAUGCUUUCCCAUUUUCCUGGAGGACCACCGCCUUCUCACAUCCCUAUCUAUGAGAUGAAUCCUGUCUUGGGUGGUCCUAUUUUUUCCUUUGGGCCUCACGAAGAAUCAACUGUUUCCCAAACUCAACCCCAGAAGAGUACUGGCACAGGUUCAGGGCCUCUUAGUGCAUGGCAACAGUGUCAUUCCUCCAUGGAUUCAUUCUAUGCCCCCCCAUCAGGGUUCACGGGCCCAUUAUAUAGCCCAACUGGAAGAAUCCCUGGGGUUCAAGGUCCUCCUCCCCAUAUGGUGGUCUAUAAUCAUUUUGCACCGUUUGGGCAAUUCGGGCAGGUAGGUUUGAGUUUUAUGGGCACCACUUAUAUUGCCUCUUCUGGCAAGCAGCACAACCCAAACUCCACUAUGGUGGGGGGGAUGAAUGAAGGAGAUAUGAAUAUCAUAAGUUCCACACAGAGAAAUGCAUCGUCAGCACCUGUUCAACAACAUCUUGCUCCUGGGUCACCUCUUAUCCCUAUGGCUUCUCCCUUGGCUAUGUUUGAUGUUUCUCCUUUUCAGCCACCACCGCCAGACAUGCAGCAUUGGUCUAGCAUGCACACAGCAGCUCUUCACUCCGCUGCUAUCUCUCUGCCACCUCUGCAGCAUCAACAACAACAACCAGAAGCUGCCCCGUUUGACCAAGGAAGACACUCCGCUGACCAAUCAUUGAACGUCGUCAGCAGUAGGUUCCCGCCUGAUUCUCUUGCGUCAACAACAGCACCUGAGAAUUGUCCCAAGAAAUUUCCUGCUCCAUCAUCAGUUAAUAAUAAUUGUAAUAAUAGCAACAAAAAUAAUAAUAGCCCAACAGCCCAGUUCAUGGAUCGUCUUGGUGGCCAAUCUUCAGAGAAUGCUGGAGCAAGUACCACCAGAGAUAUAGUUGGGAAGAGUGAUAAUAACAACAAUAAUAGAGUUGAACAAACCACAGCUACUACUACAAAUGCUGGGUUCAGUUCUCAUCAAAUGCCCCGACAACACAGGAAUCCAUCUUUACAUCAUCAUCAGAGCCAUUCUAGUGGUGGUUAUAAUGGUUAUUACCAUGGCAGGGGGAAUGGGAUUCCCCAAAGGAAUAAUGAGUGGUCCUAUCGAAGAACGGGUUUCCAUGGUGGUAGAAACCAGACUUUUAAUGGUGGAGAUAGGGGUUUUUCUUCUACUACAAGAGUGAAACAGAUAUAUGUUGCUAAGCAAAGCAAUAGUGGGAGUGGCGGUGUGACUAAAACAGAGGGAUAGAUGAGUGAUUGUUCUUUGAGGGCUUUAAGGGGUUAUUGAACUUGACAUUUGAUGUUAUGCUGGGUGCUAUGCUACUACUUGGUUUAUCCAGUUCAAUUUUUACAUAUUUGCUAAGAAUAUGAUGAAUUUGUUUUUUUUUUCGAAUUAAUCAUUUCUGGCGUUAGAUUUGGAUAGGUGGUGUUAGAUCACUUUUUUUGUUGUAAUAGCAUAGCUAUUUUUGUCAGGAUUCAGUUCUGGAAAAGCUAUUUAUUGUUUGGCUCCUCAUUUAUUCGUGUUAUAGUUGAGGUUGG